ACUGUUCCCUAAAUGUAUGCAACUUCUUAACAUUUACGUAGUCAUUAAGAAAACUUUGAGGUAGACGUACAGAUACAUCCAAACAAGUGUGACCUACAAACACGAGGAUAUGCGUAAUUCUCCAAGAACGAGGAUGUGUAGAUUCAAAUAUCACAUCAAACGCACAAAAUCACGCGACAAAAGUAUCGCCACACGCUGCACGCAUGGAGCCGUAGUGAGCACAGAAUGGAGGUUCGGCUGUUUGAGGAUCUGGAAGAAGGUGAAAUCGAACCGAAGGAACAUCGUCCAGGCGAUAUUGAAAUUUGGAAUGAGCAAAUUUCAUCAACGCAAGAGUGCGCGGAAAAUUUAGAAGACCGAUUUGAUGGUGGUAGUGGUGAUGGUGAGUGCGAAACGAUUGAGCCAGCCAUCGUGGUGGUAGAUCUAACUGACAAUGAAGAUGAACCGCAGGACGAAACACCUGGCACAGGUGUUGAGCAGUUUAAUUCACUUUUGUCCUGGCUUCAGGAAUAUUUCGAACUUACUCUGCAAAAUAAGUUAGCCAAAUUGGUUGACUUUGCGUUAUGUGAGCAGUGUAAACAACCAAUUAAUGAUAUUUUUGAUAUGGUUUUCGUGGAGCAGUUUCAUUUGGUUUGUUUCUAUAAAUUUAAUCUCGGACAAGAACUACCCCAGGAGACGAUUGCCAAUAUAGAGCUGCUAAAGAUACAAUUAUUUCAAGCUUUCAAAAGCGUUAAUGCAUCACAAGAUCUCAUACGAACCCACCCUCAGUUUCGCCAAUUUUUAGAGUCUCUAAAGUCAGAAAUCAGUAAUCGAGUAUGUCUAGAAUGCGGCCAAACGUCGGAAAACGUUCAAGACCAUUUGCACAAGACACAACAGCGGACCAUUGCCAAGGCCAGCACUAGCACAAAAGUUCGAUACCAGUGUCGAUUUUGUACCGAGUACUUUGAGUAUGAAUUUCUUCAGCUGAGACACGAAAUGCAGCAUCCCAACCUAGUGAAGGAGAAAUAUUCCGGCAUGGUACUGCGGAACGAACAACUCCUCUGUCCAUACUGUAGGGUGAGAUUCGACAAAAAUCAUCGUAUGCAACAGCACCUGCUGGCUCAUGAGAAAGCGGUGAAAUUCGACCCAACUAAAAGACUUAAAACUUAUCCGGCUGUGACGUUGCGCACCAGGAGGAAGGUGACUAUAAAAACCGAAACGGAUGAAUCCAAGCGGCCAUACUCUCUGCGAUGUUAUUCGAAUGUGAAGUUUAGACGUAAGUAAUGAGUAAACUAAGUAUUUUAAUAUGACAAUGUGAAAGUA
Armigeres subalbatus is the source of this 1299-nucleotide messenger RNA. RefSeq lists its product as uncharacterized. The record is from RefSeq and is a predicted model, not a curated record. Lineage: Eukaryota; Metazoa; Arthropoda; Insecta; Diptera; Culicidae. Bases 226 to 1260 code for a protein of 344 amino acids. The transcript is spliced from 2 exons.